Molecule: messenger RNA, 2921 nt
Organism: Musca domestica (house fly)
Lineage: Eukaryota; Metazoa; Arthropoda; Insecta; Diptera; Muscidae
Product: transmembrane protein 205
Exons: 4
Coding region: 780-2072 (430 amino acids)
Source: RefSeq, a predicted model, not a curated record
AAAAAGAGGCACGUCUUCGACAAAAACAACGACUACAAGAACAAUAACGCAAGAGAGUGUGAUGUUCCUUCCACCAACAUAACAAAAAUUCCAUGGCAACAGAUGUUGUCUUGUCUGGCUCGGCUGGGGGGGGAGUGGAUGGUGGGACACUAAAACACACCAGCAGAGGCAGACAAUCUUACUUCUUCGUAGCAACAGACCAGAGCAAUGUAAAAAAGAGCAACAGAUAUCUCCGGAGAACAUGCAUGCUGCUGAGAAAGUUACAGAGUGUGUGACCAGCCCCAACAGCACCAAACAGUUUAGCCAGAGCCGAACGAAAUGACGCGUUCGCCAAUUGUUUGUGUGGGAAAAUAUAAGCAUGGGUAUGGAUGGUGAACGCUUCACUAUUACUUAUCAACUCAAAGUGUGAAAGUCGUUGGCAGUUCUCUGUGGAUACCCAGCCGUACAGAGACUUUUUCGGUUUAAGGCCAACUGAUCAUAAGAAAAACCAUACAAAAAAACAAAUACAACAAAAAGGAAAACAAUGCAACAAACUUAAAUAAAAAAACAGAAACACAAGCGAAAAUUGAAUUGGAACCCGCUUCAAAUUUAAAAUAAAAUCUGGUUUUAUAUUGGAUUGAGUGUCAAAUAAAUAAAAUAAAUAAACAAAUUAUCCUGAUCUUGGGUGAUAUCACCAAAAAAAAAAAAACAUAAAUAACCAUCGAGAAGAAAAUCGAACAAGUGAUUACCUGUGUGCGUGCGUGUGUGAUCUUGAAAUAAAAAAAAAAAACAACAACAAAAUGUGCCAUAAUUCCGUGUUGGAAAACGAACAAAUCGAUAAAUGUAUCGAAAACGGAAUGCCCCAAAAAGUGAUCAAAGCUGUCAAAUAUACCAUGAGACGGAGAGCAAUUGAAGAAGAGGCUGCAAAAAAACAAAUGGAUUUUGUAAAUAGACAACAACAACAAACGUCAGCAACGCCAUCGGGAAUAUUUCAAAUGAAAUGUCCUUUCGCCCAUGGCCUGUUGUUAAAACCCCAAGGACCGGCAGCAACAAGUGUGACACAACCGCCCACAUUUGCCAACAGUCCCGAUGCACUCGAAUCCCACCCACUGAUGCGCCGUCAUAGCAAUGCCCCAACAAGUAGUACAGAGUCCCUUUCAUCUUCCACCGAGGAUAUCACAAAUUUAAAUGGUCUUCUAGAACAAAUACCUGCAGCAACAGAUGGCAACAACGUCUACCAAGAUGACAUUUUGGCCAAAAGCACUCUCUUAACAAAAAAGCUAGCAUUUCACAUGCAGCACAAGCUGGCCCGACUACAGAGCAGCAAACUAUACACAUUUCUGACAAGAACUACACAACCAGCUCAUAUUUUGGCCAUAUGUAUUCCAUCAUUUGUUUUGCUGACAAUAUGGCCCGAUUUAAUCUAUGGCAGUGGAGGCGUCGGCGGUGGUGGUGUUACAUCAAGGCAGUCCACUGAUAACUCGGCCACCCAUACAAACACUAAAUAUAUGCACGAUAUAUCCGAAGAUGAUUACAGCCCGACGUCGGGAACAACAACACAUUACAAGUUGGCUUUGAUUGCAUAUUUGGGAGCAUUUGCAAUACAUUUUGGUUCACAAAUUUGGAUGACCUUUGUAUCAGGUCUUUCAUUGUAUUUCUCCCUACCUCGUCACAUGUUCGGCCAGUGUCAACAAAUUUUAUUUCCCAAAUAUUUUGCAAUGAACGGAGCAUUGAGUAUUCUAAUGCUUAUACUGUUCGCAAAGUUCUUUUUCGUGUCGUGGUCAGUGCCGCAAUGUAUACAAUUGAUUGCAUUGGCGGUAACGGGAGCCAUCGAAGUUAUCGUGAGGCUUUACUUGGCACCCCCACUGCUCCAACUAAUGCAUGAAAAAUAUAAAAUUGAAGGCACCGUUGGCAGUGGCAAGGAAAUCGGACAAUUGGUCCAGGGCGAUUUGAUCCAGUGUCCACACUAUCAGCGAAUACAUAAAGCCUUUCGUCGCAUCCAUAUGACGGUUGCCAUUGGCAAUCUAAUCACAAUGGUAGCAAGCUGUUUACAUUUAUAUUACAUAGCUGGUAAAAUACAAAUUACAAUAUAGAAAAUGAAUUAACAAAUUUAGAAAAUAUAAAAUAGUAUUUAAAUAUGAACAGUAGCCCCAUACAUAGUUUUGCGCAAUUGUAAAAAACCUAUUUUAAUUUCGAUCCCAUAAUCCCUUUCCACAAAACAUGCUUGGCUACAUUUCGAACAUACGAAAGAACAACAAAAAAAUUGCGCCAUAUACCAUUUAUUUUAUACCAAAACAGGAGAAAAGAAAACAUUAAACAAAUAUUUUGCAUUUCAUAUUCUCUCAUAAGUAUUUAUUUUUUUAAGAAAUAUUUAUUCCAGAAGAAGCAGCUGAAGUUUAGGUAGUUAUAAUUAGCCAAAUUUUGUGUAAUUGUCAUGCACAUCAAUCAAAUCAUUGCAAAAAGCAACUUCAAUAUAAAUCAUUAUAACAAAUAAUUAGAGUGGAAUAUUAUUUAGAUUAUUUGAAAUAGUAUUGAAUAUCAAAAAGACUAUGUGAAGGACCAUAUGGAAGUAGCAUCUGGUGGCGUAAUUUUACGUUUUAUUGAAAUUAUUAAAUAUAAACUAUGAUAUUUUUACCACAUCUGAAAAUAUAUUGUAAAUUAAGUUCACAAACAACAACUUGAACAUAAUCUCAAAAUCUAAAGCAGAAUUGUAAGAAAAUUCCACUGUUUUUGAAGCAUUUAUUCCACAAAAAAAACAUUGUAGGUACAUUUUAAGUCACAAUAUGAUGUGUGAUUAUGAUUGGAUUCAUGUUCCUUGAUCUUCUCCAUAGAUUCUUAGUUUAUUAGAUUCCAUAACAAUUACACAUACCCACUCAUAUUGUAUGUUAUUUAUUUAAUUGCUCAUUUAUUCAUUGAAACGAAAAAAAAAAAAACAAAACAAA